Messenger RNA from Monodelphis domestica (gray short-tailed opossum), 4753 nucleotides. It is a transcript of the gene CASS4, whose product is annotated as Cas scaffold protein family member 4. The record is from RefSeq and is a predicted model, not a curated record. Gene Ontology annotation, biological process: cell surface receptor protein tyrosine kinase signaling pathway; cell migration. NCBI's taxonomy places the organism in Eukaryota, Metazoa, Chordata, Mammalia, Didelphimorphia, Didelphidae. Gene Ontology annotation, molecular function: protein binding. Gene Ontology annotation, cellular component: plasma membrane; cytoplasm.
UAGAGAGAUCAUAGUCCAGGGUGUAACAUUUGAGACUCCAAACCAAACCUCACAGAAUUCCAGUGCAAAGUACUGUAGAAAGAUAUCCCCAAUCAAAUAGAUUUCUGCUGGGAUUUUCCAGGAGAUGGAAUAGGCACCUUUUUUAAAAGGGGCAGGAUGAAGGUCAAUCAGUGUAUUUUGGCGAAAGCAUUAUAUGAUAACAAUGCUGAAUGUGCUGAUGAGUUGGCUUUCCGGAGAGGAGAUAUCCUGACUAUUCUAGAAAAGAAUGUUCCUGAAAGUGAGGGGUGGUGGAAAUGUUCUCUUCAUGGUCGACAAGGGCUGGCCCCUGCAAAUCGUCUCCAUCUCCUGACUGAUGCUCAAGAGGGUGGACUUUCUCUUUCCUCCCAGAAUAGCUUGGAAGAAUUGCCCGGCAGCCCAGAAAAGACUAACCAUGGACCCUCUGAGAUCAACAGAUCUCCUCUACCAGAUGUAUACGAGCAGAUGGUUGGUUGGGUGAAAUUGCCCAGACCUGCAGUUUCUCCCUCUACAGAUCAAGUGUAUGAGCAACCUGCACCACUGACCACAGCAAAAGUUUUUACUGAAAAGACUCUAAGCUUUGCUAAACAGGACCUUGUUACACUUCCCAGACCAAUUUCAGCCCUCUUAUCAACUAUUAAUCCACAAGUUUAUGAUGUUCCAUCCCCACAAAGACCAAGCCACUUGAUUCCUAAGGAACAGGAACAACAAGUAUAUGACAUUCCAGCAAGCUCUGAAAAAGGAGGAAUCCAUGUUCCAAUGAGACAUGUUUAUGAUGUCCCUUCUCCAACUGCAAGAGUCUUUUCUCUAAGAGAUACACCCUGUGUUUCUUCACCAAUAAAAUCAGUUAGAAAAGGUUUAUCCAAUACUUUGCCUAAUCCUCAGAAGCCUGGAUGGAUUUAUGACACUCCAGUAUCUCCAGAUAAGACAAGUUUGAGACAAGCAUUCCUAUCAAGUCCCCCAGAACAGAAAGCAUUCUAUGAUAUUCCACCUCCUAGGUAUACAUCAACCUUGCAAAAUUCACCAAAUGAUAAAUCAAAGACACACAAACCACAAAAUGUACUCCCAGUUCAGAAAAAAAACAGUCUCCCAGAAAUGCCUCUAUGUGGAUUUCCACUCCCUCGGGAUAUACUACCCUUGAAACCUAGAACUGAAUAUGCUGUCCCCCCAAGUUUUCUGAUUCCUCGCAUGGAACAACAGAACACCAAGCCCAAUAUUUAUGACAUCCCCAAAGGGAUGUCUCUUGCCCCUCAGGUUGGGAAAGAUACUGAAAAGAAAAAUGAUGCUUCAGAAAAUUGUGUUUAUCACAUUCCCUCCUGGCUACCAAGACAUCCAAGGUCAAUAUCCCCUGAGCCAUCUGAACAAGAUAGGUUAUCCAUUUCCAGUGUAGACAGCAGAGCCAGUAUCUCUUCUUGCUCUUCAGCAUCUACUGACCCCUCAUCCAUUUCCUCAUCAGAAGAACCAGGCAAAGAGGUUAUGUUGGACCUGGAGUUAGCCAAAGAGAUGGUAACAGAUCUACAGCACAGAGUAGCUAGCUCCAUAGCAAGUCUGAUGAUCUUUGUGAGUAGUAAGUGGAGAUUCAAAGAAUACCUGGAAGCUAACAUUGAUGAGAUCCAUAGAGCUGCUGAUCAUAUCAAGACAUCCCUGGGAGAAUUUCUGGAUUUUGCCCGAUUGGUCAGUGUAAAUGUUAGCAAUCUCACUGAUAAUAACCUUCAAGUCAGGCUAAAAAAGCAACUUCAGAUUAUUGCAGAUUCCUACCAAAUUCUUCUAGAAACAAUGGAAGCUUUGAAUAACUGUAACUGGUCUCUGGACAUUCUUAUUACUGACAAACUUCAGAACAAUCCUGAUGACCUGGACAGAUUUGUCAUGGUGGCCCGGACAAUUCCAGAAGACAUCAAGCGCUUUGUUUCCAUCAUCAUUGCAAAUGGGAAGCUUCUUUUUAAACAGACCUGUGAGAAAGAAGAGGCUAACCAACUCCACAUUAAAUCAGAACAUAAAUUUGCAACAUUCAUUCAGUUACCCAGAAGAAAAGACUAUGACUUGCACCAAGAGACUAUUGCUUUUGGUAAACCAAGGGAAAGUGAAUUCUCUUCUGAGCCAGCAAGUAAAAAUAUGAGAAAUGUUUGUGAUCAGGAUAAAUCACAGAAGACAAUGAACCUGGAAGAUGUACAGAAAACAGUUUUCAAACAAGAAACAGAGAAGAAAAAAGAUCUUAAAACAAAGAGUCUCUCUCCUCCAAAUCGCAAACUACUGAGUAGGCAGGAUUCAGAGAAGAAAAUCAGCCUUUCAGAACACUGUAAACUGUACUUUGGUGGGCUUCUUAAGGCUAUUGGCAUAUUUAAUGCCAGCCUUAGCAAUAAUCAGCCACCUGAAAUUUUUAUCACCCAGAGUAAAUUGAUCAUCAUGAUAGGCCAAAAGCUGGUGGACUCCCUCUGCCAAGAGACAAAGGAGAAGGAUAUUCGGAAUGAGAUUCUUUGCAGUAGCAGCCAGCUUUGUGGCUUAUUGAAGAAUCUGGCUGUGGCCACCAAGAAUGCAGUCAUCAAAUACCCUAAUGUCGAUGCAAUAAGAGAACUUCAGGAAGAGGCAGAUAAGUUAUGCAAACACACACAACAAGUCAGAGAAAUGCUAGAAUGAGAUCUCACUUCAGUUCUUCUGGUGUAUUACUAUGAAGAUUCAGCAAUCCUUGCUGGGUUGGUCUUACUACUAGCUUCUAUAUAGCCCAUAUAUUUUGGUACUGUUAUCAGCACCUAAUGGACUAUUGUAUCAAGUUGCUAGAAAUUUCCAGGACACUUGUUCCAUAGCAAAUCCUGGCCCAAAGUGAAGCAUUAUUAAACAAGGAUUUUUAAGUAUGUCUGGGAUCAGCAAGUAAAGUAGUGAUUUCAUUCAGGUUUUUCAAUAAAUCUCUAGUGGGUGUCUGCUGUGUGCAGAGCAUUGGGAAAGAUACAAAGUUUAGAUUUGGUCUUGGACUUCUUAGAAUUGAGAGUGCAGGAAACUCUCUAUAGCCCUUGAAGGCGUACAAAAAACUUCCCUCACAACAAUGUAAGGGAAGCAAAGGAUCAAAGGAUCAUUUCCAGAUGAGGAAAUUGAAGUUCAGAAGGAUGAAGUGAUUUGUUCAUAGUUAGAUACUUAAUGAGUGGGCUGAGAUUUAAACCUAGGUCUGGUGACUCUAAGUCCUAUGCUUGUUUUUAUAGAAGUCCAUUUUUAUAUUGGUUAAAAUGAAUUUUUAAUAUUCCAUCUUUUUUUUAAUGAAAAGCAUACCAGGGCUUCUUCCCCCCCACCUUUUGGAAUUUAUUUUGUUAGAAAAAUAUAACCUUUUUUGCAAUUGCUUGUUACACUAAAAUGUCAUUCUCUGAAGUUUUAUUUUAAUCAAUUUAAAUAUUCAUGUGAUACACAAAAUCUGUGUAUUUUCUUAUAUCUUUUGAACUUCCUGUUAAUUUAUUUUGAAUGUGACAUGUAUGCUGACAGUCAUGUAUUGUGAACACACUUUUAUAUUUCCUUAAUCAUCAUAGUUCUGUAUAUUUUAUAGUGUUAUUUAAAUAUAAUAACAUUUAAAUAAUUUGAGGUAUGAACAUUAAUUAUUGCAUCAUUAUCUUCCUAAGAAAUCUUUGUCUAGUGGUUUUCUUCAGAAAUUGGUAUAAAACCUAUUUAGGACAAUUCAAAAAGCGAUCAUUUUCACGUAUUGUACUUUAACCUCUAUUUCCAGAACAUGUCUAAAAGGUGAAGUCAAUUUAUAAUGUCUCUGUCAUAAUGGCAGUCUGUCUUCAAGCCUUUGAAAGUAACAUAUUCUUUUAAAGUUUAAGCUUUACCUUAAACUUAAACAUCCCCCUGAAGCCAUUUAUCUGGUCCCCACCACACUUCUGGAAAGGGCACCUUUUCAUUGGUGGUCAGUGAGAGGAGUACAGGAUGCAGAUGCAUCCUGUGCUCCUGCAGUACUAUAUGUGGUGGUGCUCAUGUACAGUACUACUUCCAGUGACAUAAUCCUUUGCGUGGCGCCUUGUUCUGAGAGUAACUGAAUAAGAACGAGGCAUUGCACAAAGGAUUAAGUGGCUGCACAAUGGAACAUAAGCAUGGUGAGCAGUGAUAUGGGGGUGGGGAUUCCAUACUUUGUAUACUGCUGCCUGGUGUAGUUGUGGCAGUGAUGGGCCUGUGCAAGGUGUGACAGGCCCAUCACAGCCAGUGCUGCAGCCUCCGCUCUCCCAGACAGUGGUAUACAGAUUUGUUCAUAAUUUUUUUAUAGUCUGGCCCUCUAACGGUCUGAGGGAUAGUGAACUGGCCCCCUGUGUAAAAAGUCUGGGGACCCCUGCUUUAAACAAAUGGAAGUAUAGCAUGAUAGUAGUAAAAAGUAUUCUCAAGCAAUCUCCACCUCUUCAAGACAUUACAAGUCCUUGCUCUAAGAAAUUUUAGUAAAGUUCCUUUCAAGAUGUGGUCACAUCCUUCCUUGAGUUCUCCAGGCUAAGAGCCAUACCUUCUUUAUCUGUCUUGGACACAUGUACACAUAGGAAGUAGUAUCAUGUUAUAUACAAAAUAAAGAUUAGCUCUUGGAAUUUUGGUGGUUCUCAUCUAGCAAGGCUCCUCAAAUGAGAAAAAUUCUUUCUUCUCACGAGUUUGCUCCAUAAAUUUGAACAGUGAAAUUAGGGUGGAAAUACACAAUGUUUAUAACUGGCACCCAGUGCAUCCUUUUGUUAGGUCCCUAAAAUCUCAUGCUAUGUGUAAAAAUAAAGUUCCUAAAAUGAAUUUA